UAAUGUUUUCCCCACCGCUAGUUCUUGAGACGAAAACUCGAAAAAAUUAAUCAGAGAAAAAUUUAAAUAAAAUGGAUCGCACAUUUUACGAGGGCUGGCUUAUCAAAUCACCGCCCACCAAACGGAUUUGGCGCGCUCGCUGGCGUCGACGUUGGUUUACACUGAAGCAGGGCGAGAUACCCGAACAGUUUUGCCUUGAAUACUAUACCGAUCACAAUUGCCGUAAACUGAAGGGUGUCAUCGAUUUGGAUCAAUGUGAGCAAGUCGAUUGCGGCCUACGUCUUGAGAAUCGCAAGCAGAAAUUUCAAUAUAUGUUUGAUAUCAAGACACCGAAACGUACCUAUUAUUUGGCAGCGGAAACCGAAGAAGAUAUGCGGGAUUGGGUCAAUUGUAUAUGCCAAGUGUGUCACUUGCAUGAUACCAAACAGUCCAACGAGCUGCCGUUAAGUGCUGCUGGUGGAAUAGGAGCAGGUGGAGUAGGAGGAGUGGGUUCAGGAGAUGACAAUCGCACGCAACAUACUAGCUCGAGUGGUGGGCUAAGUAAUUCUACACAAAAUACAACAACCACUUCAUUGCAUUCAUCGGCGGGAACUACCACCACAACGACAGGACAACAGUCACAGGGUGGUGGUGGUGCAUCAUCGACACUUCUGCGUCGUCCACAGGCGGUAAUAGAGCAACAGCCCAUGCCGCAUCAGACUCCGGCAAUUGCUGCCGCCACAAAUAACAAUUCCGACUCGGUCUAUGUGAAUACCAAUAGCACGGACUACAACAAUCGUUUGACUUUACUCUGUGAUGGGAAUUUCGAGCAGCAGCAUUUGCUAUCGGCUGCCCAACAACAGCCGCCACCAUCACCAGCCACGGCUCUGUAUUUGAAUCACAGUGCCCUAAUCCAAGCGCAGGCUCAAGCCCAAGCAGCGGAACAGCAACAGGCCGCACGGCUGGCCAUAAGCUCGAAUGGUGUGGUACGCAAAUUACCCGAACAUUUGGUUCUAACCCAACAGACUUUGGCCGAGGCGCAAGCCCAGUCAUUGGGUGGAGCCCAACAGCAGGCUCCCUCACCAGCUUUAAGCACCGCCUCCGGACCGUAUAUACCAAUUAGUGAAUGUUUUUCGGGUAGUCCCAAAUUCUUGACUGAAAGUGGACAUCGCGUGGAUAUACCACAUAAUCCAACAACGCCGCUAAAUAAUUUAGAUCCCAAAUUCUAUGAUACACCCAGAAGUCAUAAUAAUAUUGGUCUCAAUUUGACCAACGAUCAAUCCUAUUCACCCAAAAUAACCAAUUUGAGCUUGCAGCAACUGGCAGCUAAUGCCAUUUCUGGACAAAAGCAACGUUCCGAUUCGGAUUCCGAAAGUGUGUUUACCGAUGAUGAUGAAUGGGCUCAUCCCUUGCCAUUAAGGGAAAAUGUGGAUCGCAGUACCCGGCCUUCGGAUAGUUCAAUAGAGAAUGAAUCAUUCGUUUUAACCUACUCACAGCGUUUCUCGAAAAUGCCUGAAGAUGGCAGUGGCGGCGGUGGAGCAACGACUCCAAAUGCCGAUGCGGUGACAUCUACAGCUUCAGUGCUAACACCACCUCCUCUCAAGCAGGCAGCAGAUCAACAUCACACAUUAGAAAAGUUGGCCAAAGUAUUGAAGAAUAAAAAUAAUCUCAUAUUGGAUUUUAAGGAUAAUGAAAAAAUUCCACGUGAUUUGCCACAAUUAUCGGAUACAGAGAACACUUCACCGGCCAUUGUGGCACGUCGUCAUGCCAAUUCCUCGUUGAUCGAAGAGAGCUAUGACAUUCCACGUUCGCAUCAAUUGCCGUAUUACAAUGUUAAUCAAUUGCUUGGCGAGCGACCCAUGACCAGUCCUCAUAAUACCAAUCCAAUAGCAGCUUCCACUCCCAAUCUUAUGGCAGAUGUGGCUGCCAUCUCAUCAUCAUCAACGGCAGGAGCAGCGGCAGCAGCUGCACUCACUGGAGGUCCCACUCCAUCCCCAUCAGCUGUUAGUGCAAGUGCUCGUACGUUGCCACGCCCCCAUUGUUAUACAAAUGCAGCGCCCACCAAAAUGGAGGGCAAUGUCUUUCGUUAUGAUUUCAUAGAGCAAAAGGAUUGUCCGCCUGUGAAUCGUAAACUAAAGCCCAAGGUAGCAGCAACAGCUGGAGCCCCUGGUGGCUUGGCUACUGUCGAAGAUAAACCACCCGAAGAGUUUCCAGCCAAGCCGCCAGUGGGAGCCAUGGAGCAUCUAACUACCAAAUUUUAUGUAGCUCAACUGCAACAGCAACAGACAGCAGCAGCAGCAGUUGGUGGUGUAGGAGCUGUUGGACCACCUAGUGUGGAUCGUAAAUGCAAACCAAAUGCAUACAAGCUUGGAUCAUCGGCUACCAUGUCACCGGCAACACGUCGUUCGACAGGAGCACCCCUAUCCAUGGUGUUGCCCCAUGAAACGGAUGUCCAUUCGCCGGCAGCUGCAGCUUAUUUCCAUGAGACGCGCACCCUGCCCCGGCAACAGCAUCGACCACAUCCCAAUAGUCCCGGUAGUCAUUCCGUGCAGCAUCAGCGCACUGCUUCGGCUGCGGCGGCCAUGAUGUCAACAUCUUAUUUAGCAGUAGCUGCCGCUGCCGCAGCACAAAAAUCCCAACUACCUCCCGCAGCAGCCGCUCCCGCCGCAGCCCACACAGAGCACAAAUUACAAUACUUUGAUCUGGAUGUGACCAAUAAGCCACCUCUGCUCAAUCGUCAGAGUAUGAGUGUUGGUAAUCUCUAUACCCAGGGUGCUGGCACAAGUGCUGCCGCAGCUGUUGCCAUAGCGGCUACAGCUCAGGCUCCCGUGCGCAGCACGGUGGUCUAUAAUUUGGUUGAUUUUGUUAAAACUGAGGCCUUUAAGCGUAUACGCGAGGAACGCAACAAGGAGAGUAGCGAAACUAAAUAGAAUAGAGCAUAGGGAGAAAGGAGCAGCAGGGGAUGCAAAGGCAGGCAGCUCCAAGUCAGAAGAAUGACAACGUGCAAUAAUUUUCAGUCCACGUGGUUUUAGUAGUGCCUAUAUAUAAAUGUGGGAGAUAUCUCCAUUUAUCUAACAUUCAAAAAUUCAAAUCGAUCAAAAGAAAAGAAGAUUUUCAAGUCCUUUAAACAGGCUUUAUUAUACUAUUAUUAUUAUUAUUAUUCCUCGUCACUCUAGAACAAUUGUUUCUCGAAAUAACUUUCCGAUCAAAUAUUGAAUGCGAUUUUGAGAUUAUCUUAUAUCGUAUAUACAUACAUAUAUCAUAUAGCAGUGAUAAGUUAUUAUGCACCUUGUGCUUCUCUACAAAAAUACAAUAUACAUUUACAUACAUACAAACAAAUAUCAAAUCUGUUGUGCUUCCAACACUUCCACAAGCUAAUGCUAAUUUAUUUUAUACAUACGUACAUAUACAUAUAUACAAAGGGAUAUAUUUAUAUGAAUAUCAUAUUUGUAUUUUUUUUUUUGUUCUUAAGUGUUAGGGCCUUAAUAUCAAAA
This is a messenger RNA of Drosophila willistoni, 3473 nucleotides long. It is a transcript of the gene dos, whose product is annotated as protein daughter of sevenless. The record is from RefSeq and is a predicted model, not a curated record. The transcript has 7 exons. The coding region runs from base 72 to 2909 and encodes 945 amino acids. NCBI's taxonomy places the organism in Eukaryota, Metazoa, Arthropoda, Insecta, Diptera, Drosophilidae.